GUCGCUGUGUCACCCCGAGACCCCCCAACCGCUGACAUAACGGUCGCCCAGCGCGCCGGCUGAGGGUCCUCGGGCGCCGACCGACCCCCUCUGAUUGGCCGCCGGCGACGCUCUCGCGAGACCGGCGACGCUCUCCCGUGGCCCCGCCCCGCCAGCACGGGAGCACAGUGCGUCACGUGACCCCUCCCCUCAGCGCCGCCGCCAUCUUGUCCUGGGAUCCCCGCACACGGAGGAGGUGGCGGAGGAGGGAGCGUGACGUGUCGUGACGUAACGAGUGAAUAUCGCGACCGAGGCGACAGGGACGCAGCCUGGGGGGGGGGCGAGAGAGAGCGGGAGACGGAGCAAGGUCCCCCCGGGAGGAGGCGGCCCGUUACCCGCACGCAGAGAGGGACUGAGCCCGGGCCUUCGGGCCUAGCACACCGCGAGCUCGGGGUCCAGCGCCGCCGCCUCAGUGCUCGGGUCAGGGCCGGUGGCCAGUAACGCACAGCCGGGGAGGGGGCACCUCUUACCGCCAGGGGGCCCCGUGUCUGACACCCCGGGGGCCACACACAGGACUGGGGGCACCUACAAGUCACCUGGGUCAGACAUGUUUACAUUCAGCGGGCCGGGGUCAGGGCAGGCAGCUGUACACUCGCGUGUAGCGGCCUAGGCAGCGGUAUACCGGCACUGCACCCACUAUAUAUAGCUCUUAUAUAUAUAUAUAUAUAGGUGCACAGGCAGGUACACCUGUAUAUACAGCGCCAGGCGGGGCCCUGGAGGGAGAGACACUGACGCUACGGGGUCGCUGCGCAGGGUAACGUCUUACUGUACCCACCCCCGGGGCCCGGUCACAUCGCAGAGAUCCGGGGCCCAAAUACCGUCAUCCAAAGGAAGAUAACCCAGAGCCGUAAGGAACGCGCAGUGAGGAGACCCCGGCGGCAUCCUGGUGGAAGAUAUCUGAAGACUACGUCAUGGCUGCUGAAACACUAAACUUUGGGCCAGAAUGGCUUCGUGCACUAUCCAGUGGAGGUUCCGUUGCUUCCCCUCCUCCUUCCCCUGCUAUGCCAAAGUAUAAACUGGCGGAGUAUCGCUACGGGCGAGAGGAGAUGUUGGCACUUUAUGUAAAGGAGAAUAAGGUCCCAGAUGAGAUGCAAGACAAGGAGUUUGCUGUGAUUCUGAACGAGGAGCCCUUACAGCCACUCGCUCUCCUUCCGCUUACAGAGGAGGAGCAGAGAAACUUCUCGCUGUCCGUGAACAGUGUUCCGGUCCUGAGGCUGAUGGGAAAGGGAGCGACUGCACCACCUCCUGGAGGUGUAGCGAGAGGGCGAGGCACCGCACGUGGAAGAGUAACUGAGGAUAUCAGCGAGCAAACCACUGACCGUCACUGUCACCCUCCUGCAGGCCGCGGCCGUGGAGAUGCAGCCGUUUACCAGCGACCUCUGGAUGAAGCAGAGCCUGGAUUUGGCCGUGGGGGGCGGGAGAUUCAUCGGAGCCAAAGCUGGGAUGACAGGGGAGAGCGGCGAUUUGAGAAGCCCAUCAGGAGGGAAGCGGUGCGCGUGGGGUUUGAGGAGGCCGUAGGUCCAUCUAGGAAGGAAUUUGCCCGCUCGGACAGUGACAACUGGCGCACUUUGCGUGACGGGCAGGAGGAAGAUGAGGAUGGCAACUGGAGGCUCUCUGUGGGCCGGCGGGACGAUCGUUGGCGAUCAACCAGUCCCGGUGGCAGCGUCACAGAAGCUCCGCGCUCAGCUGGGUGGAGGGAUCACGGAGAGCGGCGCCGGAAGUUUGACUUCGACGUGGUCCGGGAGGAGGGUGGAGGGGCACCACGUGGCGGUGGGCGCGGAGGUGACGGUGCUCAGGAAGAUGAGAGGGAUGGCCUACCCGAAUGGUGCAUGGAGGAUGAAGACGAUGAGAUGGGAACCUUCGAUUCCUCUGGGGCCUUCCUAUCAUUUAAGAAAAGCCCCAAAGACAUUAUCCUGGAGGAGCAGGAGUUGGAGUUCCAGGGUGUGGAGGAGGAGGAGGAAGAGGAGAGAGCGGAGAAUGGAGGGGACAGGGCUAAUAGUGAUGAUCCAUCAGUCCCUUCAGAAGAGGUAUCUCAGGAUUCACCAUCAAAAUCUCCAGACCUGAAUAACUCUUUAUGGUCGAUAGGGCUGUACGGGGACGUAGAGGUUGAGCGAUGCCCUGAGAUGACCACCACAGAUGGUCAAGAUGGGGCAAUGCCUCAGUGUCCAGUAGAUGAAGGUAAACCUGGAGCCUAUGUGCCCUCCUCGCUCUCUCCCCGUUCUUGCCGGCCACCUCCUUCCUCUUCCCCCCCAGUUGCUGCUACUGAAUUCUCUGUGGGGGAUCCGGAGGAGGAUGAAGGCAUGAAACAUCUCCAGCAGGAAGCGGAGAAGCUGGUGGCUUCGCUACAGGAUUCCUCCCUGGAGGAGGACGCAUUCUCCACCUCCCGCUCUCACAGUGCUGCUGCUCUACCCCUGUCCCACGAGGCUGCCAUGAAGUGGUUCUACAAAGACCCUCAGGGGGAGAUCCAAGGUCCAUUCAGUACACAGGAGAUGGCGGAGUGGUGCCAGGCCGGGUACUUUACCAUGUCACUGUUAGUCAAGAGAGGAUGUGACGAGGGGUUCCAGCCCCUGGGCGAAGUCAUCAAGAUGUGGGGCCGCGUGCCCUUUGCUCCGGGACCCUCCCCGCCUCCUCUGCUGGGUAAUAUAGAUCAGCAGUGCCUGAAAAAACAGCAGGAAUUAGCUCUGUAUCAGCAAUUGCAACACCAGUAUCUUCUGCAGCUUAUCAGCAGACAGCAGUACUCCUCCUCCCAGCAGAAAUCUGGAGAUCUGACGCCGCAACAGCAGCAGCAGCUAACACUGUUCCUACAGCAACUGAAUCCCUCAAAAUCCAGGGGGUCUGAUGCCUCCCUCCUCCCCUCCAUGAACAGAUCUCUCUCUGUGCCAGACACUGGGUCCUUAUGGGACCUUAAUACCUCAAACACAUCGGCAGCAGGUGGGGAAUCCGCUCUGUGGGACCUGCCAGUCACUGCUGUCUCUCAGGGGCCAAUAUUAGAGCAGCUGCAACUGCAACAAAAGUUGCAGGAACGCAGAGAUGCAGAACUCAGGGCUAAGAGAGAGGAGGAGGAGAGGAAAAGGAGGGAGGAGAAACGGAGACAGGAAGAGCAGAAGCGCAGAGACCAGGAGGAGGAGAUGUACCGGAGGAAGCAGUGUCGCCAACAACAGGAGCUACUUUUGAAGCUCAUCCAGCAGAGUGGGCAGCCUUCCUCCUCUCAGUCUGUCUGGUCAUCGCAUGGGAAGGGCGUCUCUCUAAAAGCCAUGUUGGAGAUGCAGGAGAGAGAGGGCCAGCUGCUGAAACAAAGAUCUCAGCCGUCGAGGACAGUGCAUGGAGGUCUGGGGAUGUCUGGUGCUGCAAUCAUUCCCUCCCAGUGGGGAUCCGACUCGGGCUCUUUGUGGGGCGGGCUGGAGAAAAGCCCUUGGGAAGAAGGUGUCAAAUCUGGGCCCAGCAGUAGAGGCCUAAGGAACAGCAGAAGUAGCCCAUCGCUGACUGAUUCCUACGCUGCAACUGCCCGGCGCAAAAAGACAGAUGAUGAGGAGAAGCUUCUGAAACUACUGCAGGGAAUUAAACCAUCGGAUGGAUUUACUCAGUGGUGCGAACAAAUGUUACACAUCCUCAAUACAUCAAAUAACCUGGACGUCCCCACGUUGGUGGCCAUUCUGAAGGAGCUGGAGUCUCCGUACGACGUCCACGAUUACAUCCGUUCCUGUCUUGGGGAAACACUUGAAGCCAAAGAAUUUGCUAAACAGUUUUUAGAACGGCGAGCAAAGUACAAGGCCAGCCAGCGCCAGCAGGUAUCGUCCGACAGCGCCUAUGCACUCAUGGAAGCUGCCUGGCUGACUCCCUCAAUGUUUCCAACAUCCCAGAAUUCCAAGCAAAGCAGCGGAUUCGAUGUACAGAGCAGCAAGAUGAAGAGGCGGCUUCAGAUGUUACACUCAGAUCCCAGCAUUCUGGGUUACUCCUUGCACGGCUCCCCAAAUGAGAUGGAAGCUAUUGACGACUACUGAGGCGUGUCUCUUCCUUCGGACGCCAUCUUUACUUCACCUGCCGCAUUCCUGCGGCAAUACUGCACUGCAAACUUUACCCCUCCCUCUGCAGGAAGGAGGGGAAGAGACUGGGAGAGGAGGGGGUGGGUGUUACCCAGCCAGAGCCAGGGAGGAGGGGGGAGCUACACCCUGUUCCCUCCCCCCACUCCCCUAAACAUAAUGCACUCAUUUUAAAGCACCUUAAAAAAAAAUGCACUUUACAGAAACUGAUCAAAAAAAUCUGAAUUCCAUUUUUUUUUCCUAUAAUUUUUUUUCUAUAAUUUUUUUUUUUUUUUUACAAAAAAAUAAAAAUAGAAAAAAAAAACACCCUAGGAGGAGAGGAAAAACUGGAUUUAUUGACUUUGACUGUUUAUUACUAGCAUAACCUUUUUGUUUGAGCGUUUUUUUUCUUUAAUUGUUCAUUGUUUUUGUUUUGUUUUUUAACUUGACAGUUUCUGACUUUUUUUUUUUUUUUUUUUGUAUCAAAAAGUAAAGUAUUCCGGCAACGGAUCUAUAUAAUGAAAAGAGAAAAAAAAAAAAGAAAAAUAUUUUGGGAAGAAAAAAAAUACAGCCAAAAACUUUUUUUUCCUCAAAUUUUUUUGCAAAAUCUAUUUUGUUUAAAAAAAAUAAAAAAUAAUAAAAAAAAAAACCUAAGAAAAAAAAUUUAAAACUACAAAACAAAAAAAAAAAUUAAGAAAAGUAGUAAGUUUUCCACGCUUUUUGCAAAAAUUACAAUGCUCUGCUUUCAGUUCCCUAUUGUGUUGGGGAGUGUCGAGGGGGAGUUAAUCCAUCAAAACUUGAAGAAUGCACUUAGCAAUUUGGGGGGUCGGGGGAGUCUGCAUUUUUAAUGGUUAUUUUUGCACAGAUAUAAAAUGUUGUGAUUUUUUUUUUUUGUUACUAAAACGGCAGAAAAAAAAAAGAAAAAAAUCCCCCUUUUGAACUGUUAAAAUUGUUUGUUGCUUUUUUGUUUUUGCCCCCUUGUCAUAAAGGAUGCACUUGCUUCUCAUAUGUAAGAGGCCCCUGAAGGAUCGCAUACCGCAGUCAUUACGGAGUGCCAGGACUUCUGGGCACAUCAGAUACUAGUCAAGGACUUAUAUAAUGGGCCUUUCAGUGGAUGUUUAUGUGGAGAUUCGCACCUCGCCUUCCGUGUCUGCAUUGCUCAUGGUUAUUUUUUUUAUUUGAUUUUUUUUUUUUUUUUAACAAAGGGAUAUGGUACUUGUUCUUAAACCCUGUUUUCCCGGAAAUGCGGAAUAGUUUGUUGUGUUUUAUUUUAUUUUUUUUCUCCUCUGGUUCUUGUUUUUAUUCUGCUUUUGUUUACAAAUGUCCUAAGAGGACAAAUGGCCGAUCAGAUAGGACAAUGGAUCCCCCAGGACAUGUCUCAAGGAAUAAACCAGUUUCUCUUGAGGGGACCUGGAUGGGGGAGUGAAUAGGAGAGGGGAGGACGUUUUUGGGAGUGUAGGGUGCAGUUGCCUUAAUGUUGACACCACAGCUCUACACCGUCCCAAGUCACGCAAUCUCCUCCCAAGGACAACUGGGGACCAGCGUUAUGAACCCACCUUGAGAGCUUCUCACGCAGUCGCUCGGGAAAUCAGUCUUAUGAACGGACCUUCUCAGAACUAAAGGAGCGCGGCCUCCUUACAAGCUAAAGGGUUUCGGCUGCAGCGAGAUUUCUGCCCAGCGAGCACCGCCAAUGGAAAACCCUUGAAAGGAGUAGCUCCGAUAAAGCAGUGUUUAUUUCUGACCAGGCGCUGAACGUUGUAGGCUUUGCCUGGUGGGGAACUUAGUCUCCUUUGAACCUUACAAACUUUUCAUGGAAACAUACUGUGUACAUAAAAUGGCAACAGGAAAAAAAAACGCUAAUUUUGCCUAAAUGUGGCUGUUUUAUGCCUAAAAAAAAGACUCUCAUUUUUGCUGUGGGUUUCAUGUGUAUCUUAACCACAAGAAUGUAUUAGGGCAGAAGCUGGUAUCCAGUAACACAGCUGCCCCCCGGUCCCCGCAGCGCCCUCUAACGCUGGGGGAGUGUAUAUAGUUGGUGCCCUUGUUUUGGGGUGUAUACAGUGACGCACUGCGCUUGCUGUGUGUAUAUAGUGGGGUACACGUCUUGUACGGCUUACAAGUUUAUUGUGCUGAAUGUAUAACGUACGUGUGUGUAUAUAUGUAUAUAUAAAUAUGUAUAUAGAAUGUGUAUUAACAUAUACGCAGGAUACUUCAUGAAUACGGAAGGACCCAGACACUGUACUGUACCUGUACAGUAGGUGGAGUGAUGGCUGCGCAGUCCUGACGCUACUCCGUGUAUCCUGCAUAUAUGUAUACAUAAAAUACAGAUGUUUAUAUACACAUGGUCAGAUAUAUAUCUUUCUGUAUACAUACCCUGGUUCAUGUCUGUAUUACAUGUGGAAGCGGGUCAUCUGACCGUUACAUAUAAUACAGACAGUCUGUGGAUACCGCUGUAUGUACUAACGUCUACAUACGCAUUCAGACUCUGCUGUUUGUUUUUUAUGCCUGUUGAAUUCCUUCAGUUUUCUCAGUUUGUGAUUAUUUUUGCCUUAUUUUCAGUAUUAAAAGGUUGAAGUGAACAGAAGUUGUUUUUACAUGUGCAGAAUCGUCAGAUAAGUAGCGGGUGACCCUCACCGCUAGAAUGGGGUUUCUUGUGCCCCCGUUAAUAGUGUGCUGGUUCAGUAAUAUAAAUCUAUAAUCUUAUCCAAUCAGACAGGAGCCUGAGAACCGUGCACAAGUACUGAAUCAGGGGCACAUUCAUGAACACCUGGCGCGUGGGGGAGUUGGCUGCACAAUGGUACUAUAAUCCGUAGCAACUGGUCAUCCUCUAGACUACAGAUGGUAACGUAAAUGCAGUUGCUGUGGGUUACGGUACCCCGUGUUGUUGCUCUAGCACCCGUUUUCUGCAAUGUCCCCCCAGUAUGUUCUCGGAGUCGGCUGUCUUCCUAGAAAUUGAAUACAAAUCGCUUUACGGCCUGUUUAAUUUCCAGCAAUGUAUUGACCUGUGGGCCAAAGCUGUCGAGGCAGAAAGAAGCUUUGACCAAUGGGCAGCCACAACCAGGGACGUAUAUUAAUACACAGCUGUCACUGGCGAGAGACCGUUAUAGAUAUAUAUAUGUAGUCAUUAAUGAUUUUCAUUUGCUUCUGGUACCUGAGCAAAACAUGGCUGCCCUCCCGUCUCAAACAAGUCGUAGUUUCAGAGUUUUACAGAGUGAUAAUGCGAGACAUUCACCGUAUUCCUCAUCCUGCUCAUGAGAUGGCGCUAUUGUAUUGGUGUAGAUGAUGGAGCAGCUACCACUAUGAUUAAUAAAAGAGCUUCUUUGUGCUGAA
This is a messenger RNA of Pseudophryne corroboree (corroboree frog), 7385 nucleotides long. It is a transcript of the gene GIGYF1, whose product is annotated as GRB10 interacting GYF protein 1. Gene Ontology annotation, cellular component: cytosol. The record is from RefSeq and is a predicted model, not a curated record. Lineage: Eukaryota; Metazoa; Chordata; Amphibia; Anura; Myobatrachidae. The transcript has 25 exons. Gene Ontology annotation, molecular function: protein binding. Bases 951 to 4040 code for a protein of 1029 amino acids. Gene Ontology annotation, biological process: insulin-like growth factor receptor signaling pathway.